GACCGCCCGCGCCCCUCGCCUUGCUGCUCUGAGCCGGCCGCCCCUCGCCCCCCAAGAUGUGGCACAACGUCGGGCUGACCCUGCUGGUGUUCGUGGCCACGCUGCUGAUCGUCCUGCUGCUGAUGGUGUGCGGUUGGUAUUUUGUAUGGCACCUUUUUUUAUCAAAAUUCAAGUUUCUGCGGGAACUGGUGGGAGACACAGGAUCCCAGGAAGGAGAUCAUGAGCCUUCAGGGUCUGAAGCAGAAGAGGAUACUUCAUUGUCUCCACACAGGAUCAGAUCUGCUCGCCAAAGGAGGGCACCUGCUGAUGAAGGCCACUGACCCCAACUGUCAUCCUGUGUUAGUGAAAGAUGAAGGGCAGUCUGGAGCCUCUGUCUUUAAUGACUUGGUUUUGCAAUUGCUAAAAUAUUGAAGAACAUUUGUUAUUGGAUUUCAAGUCCAAUUGAGAAAAAAAAGAUUUACAUGUAAGCCAUAUGAAAAUAAAGGGAAUUAAAACCAAAUCGGAUGUUACAAAUUUCAUCUUAAAGAUUAUCUUUUGCUUUACUAGCUUUUACUUAUAUACAAUGGCUCUUGGGUUUAUUUUUCUUUUUGCACUUGUGUGAAUCUGUUAAACAUUACAGGCUUGAAAAGUAUAUUUUUUAGUUCUAUAAUGUACUUUCUCCCCCACACACAUUGAAAUUGGGAUGUAACUCACCAUUAUUGUCACCCAGGUGAUAGUCGAUGUAAUUAUCUUAGCUUGUGUGUGUGUGUGGACUUACAGCUUGUCAUAGCAUCAUCACUGUGUUGUUGAUAUCAAAUGUGUCAGAUUUAAUUGGCAUUUUAAAAUGUCUUCUAAAAGACUACACUUUGAUUCAACACCGAAAUGAAAAGUUAUUGUGUAUGCAGAAAAGCAUGGAAACAGAGCAGUGAAGCAAAUAUCUGUUGCUGAAGGAAUGACCCCAAUUUCGUAUUUUAUUGUAAAGCAGCAACAGAGUGCUCUUUCUAGGCCCUAAGAAGGGAAGAUACCCACAAGUAGAUAAAGCUGUACUACAUUUUGUCACUGAGACAUAAGCAAAAGAAUUGCCUAUCACACGCCGAGUGAAGCAGUUGAAGUUGGGAGAAAUUGCCAAGACCCUUGGAAUAGAUGAAACACAAUUCAAAGCAAUGAGUGCAAUCAAUUCGUGUGUUGAGGACUGUCGUCAAGGUGUCAAACACUGUUUCAUCCAAAGGUUCCUUCUGACAUUAAGCAAUGGUAGAACACUCUUUCGAGAAAUGGUGUAUCACCAGUGCUCUUGGCAUCCAGGGUGGGGUUGUGGGGAGGAAUGCAGGUAUUGAUGACUGAUUCAUGAAGGGAUUCAGCAGAGCUGGGUCUCGUAAUGGGAAGUUAGAGUUAUAACUUCAGCAGUUGAUUUCACAACACUUUAUGUAUGCACAAGACUGACGUGAUAAAAAGUCUGUUUAACUCUGAAAAGCUCUUUCAAUAAAUACAAACAUUCUAUUAUACAUGAUAUGAAAGCAUUAUGUCAUAGUUUAAUUGCCUGUGUUUUUUCUUAGUGAUACAUAUGUAUCUCAGAUUGAUUAAAAAGUAGUUUAUAAAUUUAUUUUUUCCUAGAAUAGCAAUUAUUGCUAACUUAAUUCUGAUUCUUAUAAUGUUGUUAAAAUAGUUACUCUUCAUGAGACACUUUUUUUUUUUGGCAGCCUACUUAAGACUUUAAUAACUUAGGAAUCUAAGAACUUCUAUAUUAGGAAGAGUAGGAUUAGUUACUCCUUUUGUAUGGGAGGACUUCAUACUCAAGGCAGGUGUGGAGAAAAUACUUCCUCACAAACAGCAAUUCAGUGACAAGAUCUCAGGGAAACCGGGUGUUGAGAAAAAUAGAGUGGGUGAAAAUGCCUGCUUCACUGUAAAAUGACUCUUGCCAGGUUCCCAUGUUUGUCUUCACUGAACUUUGGACUGAGUAUUUACUGGAGAAGAGAUAUGGAUUAAAGACCCUUCCUGUUUAGUGUUACCUGCUUUGUACAAGAGCGAAUUGCAAAGCCAGCUUAUUUUAUUCAUUCAAGUUCUUUUUAUGUUUUUAAACUUUGUUUCUAAAGAACUAGUCAUCACAGAGUAUCACCUUUACUAUGGUGUGUAAUUGUGUUUGGUACCUCAAACUUCAUGGUGAUAGUUUUGUUUGUUACUCAUUAGCAGUUCACUUGCUCUGCCCCAAGUGGUACUUGUGAUGCACGCUUCUACUGUUAUUGUAGCCUUUUGUGUGUACAAAAGGGGACUUUAUAGAGCAUAACUUUACUUUUCAAUAUUUGCUACAGAAGAUCCCCAGCAGCUGAGAAUGGGGCAUAAUCUUUCUGUCUUCAUUUCCUUAUUGGAUGUAAUUUUCUAUUCUUGUGUGACUUGUAGGGAUUAAAAAAACAAUGACACAAAUUUCAAGCAUUAAUUUUAGUGCUUCCUACUAGCUAAAUAUCACAUUAAAAUGAUCAUCAUUUAGGGGGGGAAAAGAGCCUAAAAAGCUUCUUGGUACUGGGAGGAUUAAAUUAGAUCUUUCAUUGUCUAGUAUUUUGAACUGUGGAUUCUAUUUAUAAUGGAUAUCUUAGGUUUAGAUAACAAUAGUUGCUGACAAAUUUUGGUAGCUGGAGAGCUUCCAUAUUGUAUCAGUAUUAAAGAAUGAUGGGCGAUGUAACCCCCCAAAAACCUAUAAGCGCCAUCCACAAAUUACAUUAAUCCAUGUAAAGGUGCAUGUGCUCAUAUUAUUUAUUAAUAUUUAUGCUUCGAGGAUGUCUUUUCAAAUGGAAUUUUAAAGAUGUUCUGCUUUACUUAUUUGGGUAACAUACUCAAAAGCAUAUUAAUAGCUCAUACCCUACCAUCUUUUAACUCAGGAGAGUUAAAAGAAAUCACUGAUGCCAAUAUGAAAAUUCUAUAAACUAAUUCCUUUGUUUAAAACUUUUUUCUUACUCUGUACUCCUCCCAAGAUGCACACCAUAGUACAUAUUUCAAAGGCAAGAGAAAUAGUUGUUAACACAGAAUUAUUUGUGUGAUAUAGUGUUUCGAUGUCUUUUGUUUUUGUUUUGUUUUAGAGCUUUUGUAACUGAACUUAACAUCAUUAAAGGCAUUUUAAGUUUCUCAGUAGAAGAUGGACUAGCCUGUGGUUAAUUUAAAACUUUAUAAGGCUCUGAGCAUUAAAAACACAUGUAAGUAUGAGUCGUGUCCAAAUGCUCAUUAACAAUGAUGUUCAAGUGUGCCAUUUUUGAGGAAUAAUUCUAAAAUUGAGGACUGGUAGGUUGUUUCAUUUCCUUCGUGACUAACCAUUCCUAAGUCUUUCUCUUUGCCUCUGAAACUCUUGUGAAAAUUGCCAUUAUCAAAUGUGUUGGUAGCAUUACUCUGAUUUAAAUGCCAAAAAAACACAACACUAAAUAUUUGUGUAGCACUGUUAUAUGAGGUUUUUAAUAUUUACAUCAAGUUAAAAAUAGAAUUCAUCCAGUGGAUUUUGUAGCAUUGUUUUCAUGGUGGAAACAAGUAUGCUAUUUGGUGAAUAGCCAAUUCACAGGUGUGCUGACCCAUUUCUUUAGAUAUUAUUAGGUGAAAUAAUAGCUUCAAACUGUUAUUUUGUUGCAAGUUGGAAAAUAUUAAAUAAUGGUUUCAAAAAUAUGACAUUUUAAAUGGAAAUGUGUUAAGUGAUUUGAAAGUAGUGUUUUUUUACUUUUAAGCAACAUUUUUUAAAAUUAUUUUAAGUCAACAAUACAGUAUUUUUUGAAGUCAGUUUUUCUGAAAAGUUUUGUUUUAAUGUGAUGUGUAACCAAUGUAACUUUAGAUUUUAACUAAUAAAAUUUUAUAUUUGAAGUUGACUUUAAAAAGCCAUGAAUAGUACUCAAAGGUUACAGACUGAAGCAGCUAAUGGAAUAGUAUUUUGUUAUGGUGUCUAGAAUUAAAGCACCUUGUAUUAUCUGCAUCUGAAGUAUCUUAUAGCUUUUAACUUAAAGCAUAAAGAGUAACAUUUUAAUAGAAGUUACAUUUUCCAUUUGUUAAUGUGUGCUGCCUGUUUUAUGACCAAUGUUUAACAUGACCCUCCAAGUUAGUUCUAUGCAUAACCACUCACCAAAUACUGCUGCUGUGGUUUCUAAAGGAAACAUUCUGUGCUGUGCUAUGAUGCAUUGUCAUCUUGCUGCUUGAUAAAUAGGUUUAUAAGGAAUUAAAAUUGUGUAUGUUAAUAGUAUCUUUGUAUAAUAAGAUGUAAAAUUAGAGAUGAGGAAUGUGUGUAAGUGAUCAUUCAUUGUUUUUGUUUUAAAUCUGGUCAAUACUAUAUCUAAACUUUCUGUGGUUUGUUUAUAUGAUGUUUUAACUUUUACUUUAAACUGCACAGAAUAAAUUAACAUGAAAACAUA
This is a messenger RNA of Phyllostomus hastatus (greater spear-nosed bat), 4352 nucleotides long. It is a transcript of the gene SMIM13, whose product is annotated as small integral membrane protein 13. The record is from RefSeq and is a predicted model, not a curated record. The coding region runs from base 57 to 320 and encodes 87 amino acids. Lineage: Eukaryota; Metazoa; Chordata; Mammalia; Chiroptera; Phyllostomidae. The transcript has 2 exons.